Molecule: messenger RNA, 2673 nt
Organism: Westerdykella ornata
Lineage: Eukaryota; Fungi; Ascomycota; Dothideomycetes; Pleosporales; Sporormiaceae
Exons: 2
Coding region: 351-2513 (720 amino acids)
Biological process (GO): regulation of DNA-templated transcription
Cellular component (GO): nucleus
Molecular function (GO): zinc ion binding; transcription cis-regulatory region binding; DNA-binding transcription factor activity, RNA polymerase II-specific
Source: RefSeq, a predicted model, not a curated record
CAGCCGUCGCGCUUCUUUCCCUUCACAGAACCAGGGCGCCUCACGGGCCACGAGAAUACUGUCGGAGACUUGGCAGACAUACUGUACAUGCGACUUUGGCCCUCAAGCACUGCACCUUCACAAGACCGCUUGAAGCUUGCUGGCGUCUUCUGCCAUCCACCUCACUGCCUACACGCCGCCCAGUGGACUGUCCCUUGAAGGUCUGCUGGUGCAUUAGGCUCUCCGGUACAUACGCGCCUCCCAGCAGCGAGCGAGUUAACUGCCGAAUAUUCAGGAUUUCUACAUUAUAUGAAAAUCGAGAAAUCCCCAGCAAAGCAUGGAAUGAAAAGCACGUCAUAGGCAAAUAUUCAAUGCCCCAGGAAGUGCCGCAGGACGAGAGCAAGAAGCCGCGGAUAGGCAACGCUCAUGCUUGUGUCCGUUGCCGCCAACACAAGGUCCGAUGUGAGGUUGGCGAGACCCGGGGGAGCUGUUUUAGAUGUGAGAGAGCCAAGGCCACUUGUGAGCAACAUGUACCUCGCCGACGCCAACCAAAGAAGAAGGCUAUCAGGUCGAAAACAAGUGAAGCCGACCAGGUCGAGGACAGCCAGCCGGAGGAUCCUACUUCGGUGCGGGUAGCAGCAGGGAUUGCAUCUCCGACUUCCCCUCCGCCGCUCACGGGUCCUCCCCAGCUUGCCCUUCCACCGGUAUCAUCCACUGCCACUUUCGUUGCUCAACUCACUCUUCCUCUGGUGCAAGGGUCUGCCAACUCUGCAGCCCAACACCUCCCUCCUCCGGGAGCAAGUUUCGUCAAGUCCCCUUCUCAAUGCACCGACGCACCCAUUCAAGCGACCAAUACCGCCGCGUCUCCUUCCCAAUACAGGCUUCCUCCUAUAGCAACCAUUACCUGUUCUCUGGUUGAGAACGUCCAGCUGCCUGCGGUGCUGUCCCCUCCACCAGCCCCAGCACGACCACCGGCCCCCUCAGCAACUACCACGUUACCGGGUGUGAGCAGUUCGUUUCCCGCUAUUUCCCUGUCUCAGACUGGGGAACUGUCGGACUUUUCCAGGAACCUCGCUUCUACGCUUGUGCCGCUUUAUGGGUUGAACCGCGUCAUCCAGGACAUCAGCUAUGCUCAAAUUAAUCACUGUGUCGAGGUCUAUCGGACGAGCCUGGUUGACUCUUUUCCCUUUGUUCCACUACCAGCCGAUGAAUCCUGCAGCCAUGUGCUUCACCGACGACCAUUGCUGGCACUUGCUAUCUUGGUCGUGUCGAAUCACGAUCACCCUCCAAUACAACAGUCCUUGAGCCAGGAUUUCCGAAAGGUGGUCAUGGCUAAGAUCAUCAAUGGCGUAAGGAGCUUGGAUCUGGUUCAGGCAUUGCUGGUGUUUAUCGCUUGGCAUCACCAGUAUAUGGAUUCCAACACCACACCAGUUGGAUUGCUCCUGCACUUUUGCAUAACCCUUGCCGGAGAACUUGGGUUGGACGAUAUUCCCCCGGGCCCCCAGAGCGAAGCGGAACAUAGAUCAAGUCGUGAAGCAAAGAGAGCGUUUCUCGGUUGCUAUUACGUGUCUGGUUCUCUUCCUAUUCACAACUUGAGCAAAUCCCGGCCGAUGACGUAUUCUGAGUCUAUUCGCAUGUAUACGUCCGAACUGCAUGCGCGGAGAGAAUUUGAGACGGAUGCAAUGUUACCCACGCUGAUGGAGACGUGCCGAUUCCUGGAGGACGUCGAAGAGACUUUCCCCAAUAAGCCGCAACUGACUUGCAUUGCAAUGGCUCAGGCGCAGCGUCUCAUAGACGCGUAUUCCAGCAUACAAAGGGAUCUGCUGAGUAACCGUGUGCACUCAGGUGAGCCCACCAAGUUUGCUCAAAACACGCAGCUCCUCAACGGUCGAGCAGACAUGACGAACUGGACGCAAUUGAAGGCCAAAGUCUGCCUAUACAAGUCCAUCGCAUUUUCCCCGACCCUCGAUGCCGAAAAUAUCUCCGGAGACCGCGGGUUCCUCCUCUCGAUGCGCGUAUCCUGUCUCCGUGCCAUCGACGACUUUCUCAAACAUUGCACGCAACUUUCGAUGACUCAAUGGAAGUCAUUGUCUAUCGUGGAUUGGAUUAGUCUAAUAUCCUCAUUCACAGCUCUGCGAGCAUUGUCAAUGCACUUGACGCCCCUGCCAGGGAGUCACUUCCAAGAGUUUCAUCCCUCACGCAUGUUUGGAGCGUACCGAGAGGAACUUUGUGCGAAGAUGCCCCAGUUGAUCAAUAAUGCUCGCUCCGGAGACGAUUGCUUUGCCCGGUUUCGCAGGGGCACUGGUGUUAUGGAGGCUUCUUUUCCGGAUUUUGUGCGACGCGUCGAUUCGAAGGGAUCGUCGUUUGGGAUCAUGUCGCAAACAUCACAUUUGGAUACAACGAGGCUGCAGAAUGGGCCCAUGGGCAAGGGAGAAAUUGAUUAUGGGCAGCCAUCGCCUCCCUCCAAACGCGACUCUGUAGAUGAGAUGACCAGCAACGAGUUUCUCUGGAAAUUUCUUCGAGGAGAAGUCUAAACAUUGACCUAAGCAACAGCAUCUGCUGGCUUUGUGAAUUUCAAAAGACAGCCGCAGUAUCAAGAACGACACAGCCGAAGGGCAUUUGCGGCUGUCGACACUGGGGCAUUCAUUGGGUCCAUGAUGAAACUGUACUAGACGUCAUUCUCCCAGGUCUUGC